This is a messenger RNA of Chaetura pelagica (chimney swift), 558 nucleotides long. It is a transcript of the gene FAM241A, whose product is annotated as chromosome unknown open reading frame, human C4orf32. The transcript is spliced from 4 exons. NCBI's taxonomy places the organism in Eukaryota, Metazoa, Chordata, Aves, Apodiformes, Apodidae. The record is from RefSeq and is a predicted model, not a curated record. The coding region runs from base 1 to 558 and encodes 185 amino acids. Gene Ontology annotation, cellular component: intracellular membrane-bounded organelle.
AUGAAAAGUUCCAUUUCGGCCAGUGGAAGCACAAUGGUGUGGGAUCAGUUCUUGGUCUGUCAAGGUUGUUCUGGGAAAAAAAAUUCCUUAAUAAGUUAUAUGGAGAUCAGCUUUGACAGUAUUAUGUUAAUGCAGGUCCCAGGGCAGAUAGCAGCUGAGACAAAGAAGUUGCAUGGGGAAAGUUACCUCAUAACAGAGUCCUACAUAGGAACUCCAGGAGAAGCUGGACAAGAGUCCAAAGAAUGGGUUGCAGUGUCAGACAUGGGAGCCAUCAGGAUGCCUUUACAGCAGCUGUGGAUUGAAAAUAGUCAGGUCCAGCAAGAGCAAAGAAACCACACCGCAGAACCUGUAAUAGAUGACUAUAAAAAGAUGGGGACUCUCUUUGGCGAACUAAACAAGAGUCUUAUCAGAAUAGGCUUCACAAGGAUGUACUUUGGAGAACGGAUAGUAGAACCUGUAAUCAUUAUAUUCUUCUGGGUUAUGCUCUGGUUUCUUGGCCUACAGGCUCUUGGACUGGUUGCUGUUCUGUGCCUUGUCAUUAUUUAUGUUCAACAGUAA